Messenger RNA from Oenanthe melanoleuca, 3224 nucleotides. RefSeq names its product methionine sulfoxide reductase B3 (gene MSRB3). Gene Ontology annotation, molecular function: peptide-methionine (R)-S-oxide reductase activity. Gene Ontology annotation, cellular component: cytoplasm. The transcript is spliced from 7 exons. Gene Ontology annotation, biological process: response to oxidative stress; protein repair. NCBI's taxonomy places the organism in Eukaryota, Metazoa, Chordata, Aves, Passeriformes, Muscicapidae. The record is from RefSeq and is a predicted model, not a curated record. Bases 16 to 906 code for a protein of 296 amino acids.
GUAGGACAGGGCACCAUGGCCGUGCCGCGGCGGCGGGACGGGACGGGGUGCCGGCCGCCUCCCCGCGCUGCCGGGUCGCGCCGGGAGUCUCCCGGCUCCAUGUUCAUAUUUGGCGUUGGCCGCCGGUGCCCAGGAAUUUCCCGUCAUGCUCGCCGGGCGGCGGGCCCGUCACCGCGCUCCCGCGGGGCGGGGGGGCCGGGGCCGCUCGCUCGCUCCCUCGGGCCGCUCCCAUGCGCGCUGCGCCGCCGCCGCUGCUCCCCGCGCUCUGCCUGGCGCUGGCGGCCGCCGCAGGAGCCGCAGCUCUUGCCCCUGUUCUUUGCCUCUGGUUUUGUUGGUGAGGAUAUCACAGUGAUGUCUGCAUUCAACCUGCUGCAUUUGGUGACAAAGAGCCAGCCAGUGGCCCUGCGAGCCUGUGGGCUUCCCUCAGGGUCAUGUAGGGAUAAAAAGGACUGUAAGGUGGUCUUUUCCCAGGAGGAGCUGAGGAAGCGGCUGACACCCCUGCAGUACCAUGUCACUCAGGAGAAGGGGACUGAAAGUGCCUUUGAGGGGGAGUACACACACCAUAAAGCUAAAGGAAUAUACAAAUGUGUUGUUUGUGGAACUCCUUUAUUCAAGUCAGAAACAAAGUUUGACUCCAAUUCAGGUUGGCCUUCCUUUUAUGAUGUGAUCAGUCCUGAUGUAAUUACUUUCAAUGAUGAUUUUUCCUAUGGGAUGCAUCGGAUUGAAAUAUCCUGCAGUCAGUGUGGUGCUCACCUGGGGCAUAUUUUUGAUGAUGGACCUCGCCCAACUGGCAAACGGUACUGCACAAACUCUGCUUCAUUGUCUUUCAAGCCAGCAGACAAGAACAACGCUGGAGAAGGCAGCAGUAAUGCCAGUCCUGCCCAAACAGGCAAAGCUGAGCUGUAGGAUGAAGCAAAGCCUGCAGAAGACUGCAUUGAUCCCACACAGCUUACAAGGAAUGUUUUCUAGUUUUCAAGUUGCCUGCUCUCUUAUAUCCUAAGAAUGUUCAAAUGUAUUAAAGCAUUUUGCACCAUUCUUCUUCCUCCUUACCUUUUCAGAACUGAGGCCUUGCCUGCCAGUGCAUUUACUGUAUAAUUGGAUUGGAAAAUUUAUUCACUGAGUCCACAGGUUUUCUUUUUUCUUCUUUUCUUUGAGAUUGCAUUGGGGAAUCUUUAAAUUGAGGGGCUUUGACAUCAUUAGUUAUUAGUUUCUUCUUAAUACUGUGUCACUCUAGGUUUACGCACUAUUCCUUUUUGCGUGGGAAAUGGGACUUGUGUUUAUCUCCAGUCUAUAAGAAACUUCUGGGCAUAAGAAAAUCCUGAAUUCCUUGCACAUCUCUGCCUUGUUCUGACUUGUGAGGCAUGCAGCCUUUGGUCAUAUGUAUUCAACCAUCUCCCAGCAUCAGCCGCACCUUGCAAAAACUUGUAGUUAUGGCUGUUCCUUCCCAAAUGAAAGAGGUGGAUGAGAAGUUAAAACCAUCCUUUGGCUAAUUUACUGCCAAAAUUUCAGGGGUGUGGUUGAGAGGAUGUAAACAUCGUCUCAGCAUCUGUUUCCCCUUUGUUUGGUAUUUAAAUUAAGGUUUUAACUAGUAAGGCUCACUUUUGCAGGCUGCUAAUGAGGCUUUGUCUGUUUGCGAGGCCUGUUCAACAAGUGUAACACAAAUCUGAAUUAAAGUUGAAAUCUGCAGGGGGUAAUUAUAUGGGCAAGUGCAGAGAUAAACUUGCAAAGUGAAGUAGAUGAAGAAUGACACUAGGCUCUUUAUCUUGUCGGUUGCUACAAGGAUUCAGAAACAUGACGGUUUCUGCUAGAGAGAAGUUUAGGAAUGAGAGAAGUUUAGAAAAAAGAGGGAGACCCUCCUGAUGUAUUCAGUUUUAAAGAUUAGCUGGUCUGGACGCAUAUUGCAUAUAAGAUCCAGUCUUUAAUUUGUGCAAAUUAUUGUAGGACAUGAGUGACAGUGUUGGUAUAAGAAAUUAAUUUGAAAAAAGCCUGUCACGGUUCCAGAAAUUUUCAUGUAGCAAAAUUCACUGUCCCAUAAGAUGUUUUUCACAGCUGCUUUAUUUUGUUGAAUAAUGCUUAGAAUUGUGCAUAAUACUGUUCUUUAAGCUAUACUGUGCAGUAUUUGCUAACACCACUUUGCCUUUAAACACUGAGAGACUUAAUGAAUACAGUAUUUACUUCUACUAGCAAACUUUGUGACUAACAUGUUUGGAUCCAAUUUUAUUUUUAGUAGGAACAAAGCAACCACUGAUUUUUAUGGAAGCAGGAUUGAGGUUUUUAUGUCAGUGAUAAUAAACAUAUUAUCUAAAGUUCAAUCACCCUUCAGUUAAAAUAUAGCUACUGUGAAAGCAUAUGGAAUGGUCAUAAUUGCCUUUUUUUUAAGCAACAUUAGAAAGACAUGAAAAAACAUUAAAAAGGCAGCAUCUAGAAAAAAUGUGGUACAUAUAUGUGGUUUAAUUCCAGAUUGCUGUUCGAUUUAAGUAUUAUCAAAUUUCAGUAGAUUCCUGCCUUAUGUUAAAGAAAUAUAUUACUUAAGCUUCAGAGCACAGUAAUGUAUGCUGUCCUACAGGAGAUUUAUUUUUGCAGGAUAUGGAAUGCAAUGAAAUGAAUCAAUAUGGUGAGGUGUAUGUGAUCUCUGGGAGUUAGAUCAUUUAAUAUAGGAAAUGCAUUGUUCUCGUGCACGAGCUAUACCACAGCAUAGAGCAAGGUAAGACAGAUUUCCUUUUAUUGCUCUUAGAAGAUGCUAGUAAGGGCUAGUAUUGAACCCUCCAAAUUUGGUUCAGUCUGGUAAUGAUCAUGACAGAGGAAACUUGGGAGCUGAGCACAAUGUAUAGAAUAAUAGAAUAUUUCUGUAUGUUUAAAUUUUGCACUUAGAUGCUUAUAAAAACUGAAUGCAAACUGUGUAGAAAUAGCAAACUAUAUUUUCUAAUAUCUCUAUUUUACUCAGAUGUUUAAAUAAGAUACCUUAAAAACCAUGUAAGUCACACUUUAUUUAUAUAUACUAUAUAUAUAUAUAUAUAUAAAAUUGCACAUGUUUUUUAUAUAUAUAUACGUACACACACAUAUAUUAUUUGAGUAUAAUUUUAGCCUUCUGUACCUUUUUAAUAACUAAAACCUUUCCAUAAGAGGGUUCAAUACUUUUAAGAAAUCAAAUAUACAUUUUUCAAGUCAAAUUUGUUUUCAUAUAUUUGCUGUACACAAAUAUAAAAUAAAUUUCUUUAUAAAUA